Molecule: messenger RNA, 3113 nt
Organism: Aethalodelphis obliquidens (Pacific white-sided dolphin)
Lineage: Eukaryota; Metazoa; Chordata; Mammalia; Artiodactyla; Delphinidae
Gene: SDAD1
Product: SDA1 domain containing 1
Exons: 22
Coding region: 478-2253 (591 amino acids)
Biological process (GO): ribosomal large subunit export from nucleus; ribosomal large subunit biogenesis
Cellular component (GO): nucleolus
Source: RefSeq, a predicted model, not a curated record
GUUUCCGGUCGUACUCGGAAGUACGACUCCCAGCCGUAGCUGGGACUCUCGGCAAUUGCCCCCGGUGUGGGUUUUCUUAAAACUGCUCGUCGCGGAGCCAGUCAGCAGCUAACAUGUCUAGCAGAAACAAUAACAAGCUGCCCAGCAACCUGCCGCAGUUACAGAAUCUGAUCAAGCGAGACCCGCCGGCUUACGUGGAGGAGUUUCUACAGCAGUAUAAUCACUACAAAUCCAAUGUGGAGAUUUUCAAAUUACAACCAAAUAAACCCAGCAAAGAACUGGCAGAGCUGGUGAUGUUUAUGGCACAGAACAUCCUUAAUAUGUGCAUAUGAAUUAUAGGAGAGAAAGAAAAACUUCAGAAGAGCCUUUGCUUUGUUACAGAUUGGUCACUGUUAUCCAGAACAUUUAAGUAACUUUCCUCAAGAGCUGAAAGAUCUUCUCUCCUACAACCACACUGUCUUGGAUCCAGAUCUCCGAAUGACAUUUUGCAAAGCUUUGAUCUUGCUGAGAAAUAAGAAUCUCAUCAAUCCAUCAAGUUUGCUAGAACUCUUCUUUGAACUUCUGCGUUGCCACGAUAAGCUUCUUCGAAAGACUUUAUAUACUCAUAUUGUGACUGAUAUCAAGAAUAUAAAUGCAAAACACAAGAACAAUAAAGUGAAUGUAGUAUUGCAGAAUUUCAUGUAUACCAUGUUAAGAGAUAGCAAUGCAACUGCAGCCAAGAUAUCUUUGGAUGUGAUGAUUGAACUCUACAGAAGAAACAUCUGGAAUGAUGCCAAAACUGUCAAUGUGAUCACCACAGCAUGUUUCUCUAAGGUCACCAAGAUAUUAGUUGCUGCUUUGACAUUCUUCCUUGGAAAAGAUGAAGAGGAGAAACAGGACAGUGACUCAGAAUCUGAGGAUGAAGGACCAACAGCAAGAGACCUGCUAGUGCAGUAUGCCACAGGGAAGAAAAGCUCCAAAAACAAGAAAAAGUUGGAAAAGGCUAUGAAAGUCCUCAAGAAACAAAAGAAGAAAAAAAAACCGGAGGUGUUUAACUUUUCAGCUAUUCACUUGAUUCAUGAUCCCCAAGAUUUUGCAGAAAAACUACUGAAGCAGCUAGAGAGCUCUAAGGAGAGGUUUGAAGUGAAGAUGAUGCUCAUGAACCUCAUCUCCAGAUUGGUGGGAAUUCACGAGCUUUUUCUCUUCAACUUCUACCCCUUUGUGCAGAGGUUUCUGCAGCCCCACCAAAGAGAAGUAACGAAGAUCCUUCUGUUUGCUGCACAGGCAUCUCAUCACUUAGUACCCCCAGAGAUCAUGCAGUCAUUGCUCAUGACUGUGGCCAACAAUUUUGUAACCGACAAGAACUCUGGAGAGGUCAUGACAGUAGGAAUCAAUGCUAUAAAAGAGAUAACAGCUCGAUGUCCUCUAGCCAUGACUGAAGAACUUCUCCAAGACCUGGCUCAGUAUAAAACACACAAAGAUAAGAAUGUGAUGAUGUCUGCUAGAACUUUGAUUCAGCUCUUCCGAACACUGAAUCCUCAGAUGUUACAAAAGAAAUUCCGGGGUAAGCCUACAGAGGCCUCCAUAGAAGCAAGAGUGCAAGAAUAUGGAGAACUAGAUGCUAAAGAUUACAUUCCAGGAGCAGAAGUUCUGGAAGUUGAAAAAGAAGAAAAAAAUGCUGAAGAUGAUGAAGAUGAGUGGGAAAACACGAGUCUCAGUGACGAGGCAGUUUCUGAUGGCGAAUGGGUUGACGUGCACCAUUCUUCCGAUGAAGAACAGAAAGAAAUCUCUGAGAAGCUGAACAGCAUGCCCUUGGAGGAGCGGAAAGCCAAAGCCGCGGCCGUCAGCACUAGCCGAGUGUUAAGUCAGGAAGACUUCCAGAAAAUCCGAAUGGCCCAAAUGAGGAAAGAACUCGACGCUGCCCCUGGGAAAGCCCAAAAGAGGAAAUACAUCGAAAUAGACAGUGAUGAGGAGCCCAGGGGUGAGUUACUUUCUCUUCGGGACAUUGAACGCCUUCAUAAAAAGCCAAAGUCUGACAAGGAGACAAGACUAGCAACUGCAAUGGCUGGAAAAACAGACCGAAAAGAAUUUGUGAGGAGAAAAACCAAAAUGAAUCCAUUUUCCAGUUCCACGAAUAAGGAGAAGAAAAAACAGAAGAACUUCAUGAUGAUGCGGUAUAGUCAUAACGUCCGGUCAAAAAAUAAGCGUUCCUUCCGAGAAAAGCAGCUGGCGUUACGAGAUGCUCUCUUGAAAAAGAGAAAAAGAAUGAAGUAACUUCCAAGCAAGUUUUCCAUUCCAGGGAGAAUGCUAAAUUCUUGUUAUUACUCUGAAAACUAGUACAUUUAGAAUGUUUACAUUAAAAAGUCCAAAAGCACUAUAUUGUGAAAACCACAGUAAACUUGGUAGCUUCUGGUGUUCUUAUUUUAGAGAUGGGUAGGGGUGGGAAUGUUUGAAAUGUAAACAGUAAUGGUGUUGUAAAAUCAUUUUCAUUUAGUGCUCAUGCAAAAAAUAUAUAUAGAGAGAGAGAGGAGAGAGAGAGAGAGAGAGAGUGCCUAUUAAUUGUCACUGAAGAUAUAAAAUUGAAUGAGCCACAACUCCUCACUCAAGGUAUUUAUAGCCUAUUUGUAGGAUGGGGCGAGGGGCAAGUAUGUAUCUGUGUAUUUACAGUGUUGUAUAAAUAGUUCUCUAGUAGAGAUAGGUUCAUGCUUCUAUGGGGUCACAGAGGCCUUAUGGACUAACUCUGCAGGGGAUGGGAGUUAUAUAUUCUCUUAAAACAGGACAAUGUUACAAGAGUAAGAGGAUCUUACUUGUAAAUAGGCUUACCUGCUGAAAACAGGUCCCUGCUGUACAGAUUUUGGGUAGACAAUAUAGCUUUUUUAGUCCAUCCAUCCAAAAGAUGUAAUUUUUUUUUUUAAUGCCAGAUACUGGCUUUUUGGUUAAAACCUUGCUUUUUACAUUGCCUUACGUAUAAAUAGUAAUCUUGGAGUGGCCUCAGUUCAUCAUUUGGGCUGCUCAUUCUUUCAUAGAGGAAAAAGAAAUUAGAUUGGUUUCCUCAGCCUUCCUUCACCCUGUAAUAUUUUCAUCCCACCGUUUGCCAUGUCUCACUCAAUAAAAGGUUUCUAAUGUCAAAUAGG